This is a messenger RNA of Clarias gariepinus (North African catfish), 2647 nucleotides long. RefSeq names its product globoside alpha-1,3-N-acetylgalactosaminyltransferase 1-like. Gene Ontology annotation, cellular component: membrane; vesicle; Golgi apparatus. Bases 34 to 1074 code for a protein of 346 amino acids. The transcript has 8 exons. NCBI's taxonomy places the organism in Eukaryota, Metazoa, Chordata, Actinopteri, Siluriformes, Clariidae. Gene Ontology annotation, molecular function: hexosyltransferase activity. Gene Ontology annotation, biological process: carbohydrate metabolic process. The record is from RefSeq and is a predicted model, not a curated record.
UCUUAGUAAGUGGCUGAAAGGAGAAACCUCACAAUGCGGUUUGGACAGAAUUUGUUUUUGUUUUUACUUAUUAUAUUUGUUUCACUCCUUGGGAUAUUUCACUUCAGCCUCAAAUCUACCUGGUUGAGGGGUGCGUCGGUGUGCAAAAAAACUGUGGGCGACAAAAAGCAUGUUAAUAUGGACCUAAUCUUCCCUCCUGGAGACGAUAAAAAGGAUGUUGUUAUGGACUUGAUCUUUCCACCUGGGAUUGACAGCUCUCAGCCCAGUGUAAAUAGCAGACGGCCAGAUGUUGCCAUGACAACCCAAUGGUUGGCACCCAUCGUGUGGGAGGAUACAUUUGAUUUGACGGUGUUUGACAACAUCUACAAACCAAAGAACAUCACCGUAGCCACCACUUUCUUCGCUCUGGGACAGUAUGUGCGGUUUCUGAAGGACCUGCUGGAGUCAGCGGAGCAGCACUUCUUUGUGGGCUACCGAGUUCAUUAUUAUGUGUUUACAGAUCUUCCAAAUGAAGUUCCAAUGGUAACCCUUGGGGAGGAGCAUCAGUUGACUGUGAUAAAAACAGCAAUCUCAAAUCAGUGGCAGAAACUCUCACUCCACAGAAUGGAGAUGAUUGAAAAGCUAAUUGAAGAGGAACUCAUUAACAAGGCUGACUACAUAUUUAGCCUCUCAGUUGACACCAAAUUCUAUGGUCACUGGGGGGCGGAGUCUGUGGGGGACCUCGUUGGUGUGAUGCAUGCCUGGUUUCUCGGAAAACCUCGGGAACAGUUUACAUAUGAACGGCAUCCUGAAUCUAAGGGCUACAUACCUUUAGAAGAAGGAGACUACUACUAUGGAGCGGACGCAUUUGGAGGGCGCCCCAAGAACGUGCUCAAGCUGGUGAGGACGUGUCGCAUAAAGAUGGAAGAGGACUACACCAAUCAGAUUGAAGCGGUAUGGCAGGAAGAGUCUCACCUUAACAAAUACUUCCUGUUCAACAAGCCCACCAAGGUGCUCUCACCUGAAUACCAUUGGGAUGACAAAAAAGAGAAACCAAGCUACAUCAAAGUGGUGCGUUUUUCACGCAUUGGCUAGGACUAUGUGAAGAUCUGACUGAACCCUUUAUGCACAUUGUACCCAAGCUUGUUUUUGAGGUGUUUCAUACACAUCUUCACACAUUUUUACUGUAGUGUCUUUAUCAAAACGAUAAAAUAACUAAGGUCACCAAAUGUAUUAUAAACAUCUUAUGGGUUUUUAGACCCAUAUUUAAAUGUUCAUAUGGAUAUACAUGGAAGUUUCAAAAUCAGAUUUACUAAUAAUAUAAUAUUUUUAAAUUAAGCUUUUUUUGGUUUAAACUAAUUUAAUUGAGUGAUUUCAUUCUAAUAGUAAUGUUCAGUAUAAUGUGAAAUAUUGUAGGAUAAAGGUAGGUUGUACAGUGUUUGUAGUACAAAAAUGUGUGUGUGCAUAAAGGUUCCAUGUUCUCCCCGUGCUUGGUGGGUUUCCUCUGGGUACUCCGGUUUCCUCCCACGGUCCAAAAACAUGCAGAUUAGGCUAAUCAGCAUUCCUCAAUUGCCUGUAGUUUUAAAUGUGUGUGUGUGUGUGUGUGUGUGUGUGUGUGUUUGUGGCUGCAUACAUGAAAAAGACAAUAUAAACAGUGAGAGUAAGUGUUUAGUUGACAUAACAUGUACCCAGUUCAAAAAGUUGACUCAAUUUGUAAUACAAAUAUUUAAGUCGGCUUAAGUAGUCUUGUUUGUGGGCCCAAUAAAUUACAUUUCUCUAGGGUUCACUUAGCUCAACUUUUCACCUAUUCAAAAAAGAAAAUUGUCUCUUAUUGUGGUCCAUUGAUGUAGUUGGUUCAAGUGAUGGUUUUUCUAUAAAGUUGGACAAACAAUAAAACAAAUAUUAUUAAAAAGCCUUUAUCCUUUUAACACAAGUCAAAAUUAGAACAGUGAUUUGUACAAAACAAGAGAAUAUAGGUUCUAUUUUUUUUAAGGUCAAUAAAAUGUUUGUUUUUUUUCCCAAUGUUUCGUAACUUGAAUCUGAAGGAAAGCGUGUCUCUCCAAUGCCAAUAGAAAUUAUUUGGAUGGCUUCAAAAGUGUCCAUCCAGUCCUUUAGGAAUUCAAUGUACAGCGCACAGGCCUAAACAAACAACACUCCUAAAAUUGCUGCAUAGUCGGUCACACAGGCUCUCAAGGACUAAAGUCCCCUUUAACACCACAGCAACUUCAACAGCUUGUUCAUGCUCCUUCAGUAGCUCUAAAAGGACAACCAUCACCACUCUGACCCAAUAUACCACAGCAAAGCUCUUGUUAAAGAAAACAAGAAAAGUUUUCUAAAGACAAAGAUAACUAGAUCUUCUAUAAAAUUCAUUUAUGAUAAAAAUUUAAGAUAUUAAAAAGUCUAUAUAUCAUUAGUGUGUAAAAGACUGUAGAAGUUUUUGAGAUUCUAAUGAUGGGGUAAAGCUAAGUAUUGUUUCAUUUAUAUAGGUUUGAUAUACUUUUAUUAGUUUGAAGUCCCACUACUCCUUCACUGUUAAAUUUUUCUGCACAGUGCGGAAAUUGAAGCCUAACAUUUGCUAAGCCCCCUUCAGUGACAUCAGGGUGCUUUGAUAUAACAAGUAUAACAAUAAACGGAAACACACAAGCCUCAAGUAUGUAAUGUGCCUUUG